AUGACCUCGCCCACUGCAGGGGAUCUACCCUCCAAUCGCGAGACUCGGAUCCCAGAUCCUCGCCAUAAGGACCCGGAUGCGCCCCUGCCGAUCGAGGAGUCUGCUGGGCUCGGCAACGACCUCGAUGAGUCGGAGCCACGGCAUAUCGCAGACGAAGAGGACCUGGAGGCUUCACGACCCCGCCAUGCUUGGCAGGCCCGCUGGCGGGGCAUCUGGGUCCAGUACAAGGGUCUGGUGCUGGUGACGCUGGCGCAGGCAUUUGCGGCAUCGAUGAAUGUCAUGACCCAAGUGCUGGAGAUCCAUAGCUCUAUGCACCCGUUCCAGGCAGGCUACUAUUCCUCUUAUCAACUACCCGGUAUUUUCUAUAUUAUGCGUGUUCUUUUCGCCCGCAUGUCCAUCACGGCUGUGGCCAGCUACUUCUACAUGUGGUACGCGCACGUCCCCGCGCCAUUCGGGACGCGGCCGGUGCUCGGGCUUCUCCUGGCACGCGCGGUCAGCGGGUUCCUGGGCGUCUACGGGCUGUACUACUCGGUUCAGUACCUGCCGCUGUCCGAGGCAACGGUGAUCACCUUCCUCGCCCCGAUCUUGACCUGCUACGCGUGCUCGUUCCUGAUCCCCGGCGAGACGUUCUCGCGGCGCCAGCAGCUGGCCGGCGUGGUGUCACUCGUGGGCGUGGUGCUGAUCGCACGUCCAUUCCAGAAGCGGCCGUCGCCCACUGCAGCCACGGUACUGGGGGUGGUGCCACCACCGUCAUUGCCAUUGUCGCUGACCGCUAAUGCCGAGGACAGCCCCGGUGCCGUGGACUCGUACCACCACAUCAUGGCGACAAUAGUAGCCUUUAUGGGUGUGUUCGGAGCCGCAGGUGCCUACACGUGCAUUCGCAUGAUCGGGAGGUGUGCACACCCACUCGUGUCGGUGACGUACUUCUCCAGCGCGACGACAGUGAUUUCGCUGAUCGCGAUGGCGGCCGUGCCAUCGAUCCCGUUCCGGCUGCCGAGUACCAGCACCGAGUGGGCGCUGCUGACGGGGCUGGGUGUGUGUGGGUUUUUAUUGCAGUACCUCUUGACCGCGGGCCUGGCGUAUGAGCCGCCCGUCGAGGGGUCUCGCAAGGCAGGCCAGGGGUCCCGGGCGACGGCGAUGGUAUACACGCAGAUGCUGUUUGCGUUCUUCUACGACAAGGUGGUCUGGGGUAGCACGCUGUCGCCAGUGAGCUGGGCGGGGUCGGCGCUGAUCCUGGGAUGUGCCAUGUAUGUGGCGGUGGCGCAGGAGGGGCGGCCCGCGCAGGAUCAUGACGAUCGCGAGGCUUACAAGGACGACGAGGGGGAAUGCGGGGUGCAUUGA
This is a messenger RNA of Penicillium alfredii, 1341 nucleotides long. RefSeq names its product DMT family transporter. The transcript has 2 exons. NCBI's taxonomy places the organism in Eukaryota, Fungi, Ascomycota, Eurotiomycetes, Eurotiales, Aspergillaceae. The record is from RefSeq and is a predicted model, not a curated record. The coding region runs from base 1 to 1341 and encodes 446 amino acids. Gene Ontology annotation, cellular component: membrane.